UAUGAAGAUAAUAAAGAGCGGGAACACAUUAAUUUUUAACCCCCUCAUUUUUUUCCGAUGGCUACUCUCAGUUCCUUAACUUUUUCCCCAUUGAAUAUUCUACAAUUUCACCAACCCAAAUCCAAAAUAAAUUCAUUUUCAUUUAACAAAACCAACCCCAAAUCAAUCCCAUUUCCCAAUUUCAAGCACAAUUGCAAAUUUCCUAUGUCUUCUAAGGAGCCAUUUAUCUCUAAUCCAAAGAAUGUAUUCAAUGUUGAAUAUUCUGCUGGAGAAGCUGAGCCUGCUCCUGAUGUGACUCAGCAGGAGAGUUUUUCUUGGUCUUCUGUGGUUUUUCCGUUUCUCUUUCCGGCUUUGGGAGGAUUGUUAUUUGGUUACGACAUUGGUGCUACUUCUGGUGCUACCAUAUCAUUGCAGUCAGCUGAGCUCAGCGGGACAACAUGGUUCAACUUUUCAGCUGUUCAGCUUGGUCUUGUGGUUAGCGGCUCGCUUUAUGGAGCUCUGGCUGGUUCCCUCCUUGUCUAUCCAAUCACGGAUUUUCUAGGAAGAAGGAGAGAACUUAUUGUAGCCGCUAUGCUAUAUAUGCUCGGUGGUUUAGUCACUGCUUGUGCUCCAGACCUCGGAGUUCUUUUAGUGGGACGUCUUCUAUACGGUCUUGGCAUUGGCUUGGCUAUGCAUGGUGCUCCGCUCUAUAUCGCAGAAACUUGCCCCUCACAAAUUCGUGGAACUCUCAUAUCUCUUAAGGAACUCUUCAUAGUUCUUGGGAUAUUGUUGGGAUAUUUGGUGGGGAGCUUUCAAAUUGAUGCAGUUGGGGGCUGGCGUUACAUGUUUGGAUUUGGUGUCCCAAUUGCUUCAAUUAUGGCGCUAGGCAUGUUCAGUCUUCCACCCUCUCCGCGAUGGUUGCUUCUCAGGGCUGUUCAAGGCAAAGCAUCUUUUAAAGAAUACAAGGAGAAGGCCAUUUUUGCCUUGAGCAAACUAAGGGGUCGGCCACUUGGUGACAAAGAAUCUGAAAAGCAAAUAGAAGAUACCCUUGUCUCACUAAAGUCGGCCUAUUCAGAGGAAAAAUCUGAGGGUAGUAUCUUAGAGGUGUUUCAAGGACCAAGUUUGAAAGCCUUCAUAAUUAGUGGAGGUUUGGUGCUUUUCCAGCAGAUAACCGGGCAACCAAGCGUUCUAUAUUAUGCGGGUUCAAUUCUUCAGAGUGCUGGAUUCUCCGCAGCUUCUGAUGCUGCCCGAGUUUCUGUCAUUAUUGGUCUCUUCAAGCUGGCGAUGACAUGGAUAGCAGUCCUAAAAGUUGAUGAUCUUGGCAGAAGACCCUUGCUGAUUGGAGGCGUUGGAGGGAUUGCUUUUUCCUUAUUUCUGCUUUCUGCUUAUUACAAAUUUCUCGGAGGAUUUCCGUUUGUUGCUGUUGGAGCUCUGCUUCUCUAUGUCGGUUGUUACCAGGUAUCAUUUGGGCCAAUCAGUUGGCUAAUGGUGUCCGAGAUUUUCCCACUCCGUACUAGAGGACGGGGAAUAAGUCUUGCAGUUCUUACCAACUUUGGUUCCAAUGCCAUCGUAACAUUUGCAUUCUCACCAUUGAAGGAGUUGCUUGGAGCUGAAAAUCUAUUCCUUCUUUUCGGGGGUAUAGCUUUGUUGGCACUCUUGUUCACCGUAGUCUACGUCCCAGAAACUAAAGGUUUGAGCUUGGAAGAAAUUGAAUCUAAAAUCUUGAAGUGAAAGACUAGAAAGUACCAACACUUUUUAGCGUAAGCUUCUAGUGUACAAAAUGUUACGGUUAGUUUGUCAGUGUCGGAAAGGGCUUAAAUCGCAAGCUUUACGAUGCAUUUCAAAAUAUUAUGAGGAAGUAAUGUAUAUUUUGUUCUAAUGUGUAAAUACUGAAUAAAAAUAUGUUCCAUUGCUCUCUCU
Molecule: messenger RNA, 1899 nt
Organism: Mercurialis annua (annual mercury)
Lineage: Eukaryota; Viridiplantae; Streptophyta; Magnoliopsida; Malpighiales; Euphorbiaceae
Product: D-xylose-proton symporter-like 3, chloroplastic
Exons: 14
Coding region: 58-1710 (550 amino acids)
Biological process (GO): transmembrane transport
Cellular component (GO): membrane
Molecular function (GO): transmembrane transporter activity
Source: RefSeq, a predicted model, not a curated record